Messenger RNA from Sporothrix brasiliensis 5110, 1404 nucleotides. RefSeq lists its product as uncharacterized. The transcript is spliced from 3 exons. The record is from RefSeq and is a predicted model, not a curated record. The coding region runs from base 1 to 1404 and encodes 467 amino acids. Gene Ontology annotation, molecular function: protein binding. NCBI's taxonomy places the organism in Eukaryota, Fungi, Ascomycota, Sordariomycetes, Ophiostomatales, Ophiostomataceae.
AUGGCACCGACACGGUCAUCACGGCUCUGCCAGGCAGCUGUUGCGUUCCUGGCCUUGGCACGAUUGGGGGUUGUUGCGCACGAGUCGAUUUCCAACCAGGUCAGCCUAGGCAUCUGUCGCAAAGCAACACCAGGACUGGAGUUUGCGGUGUGCGCGCAGAGCGGCGGGCGCAUAGCGCCGAUAACAAAAGAGGACAGCAGCAGCAGCGCCAGCAACGGCAUUUGGUCACGGACGACGCCCUGCUAUAAGAACAGCACCGACGGCACCGAGUACUGCGUCUAUACGAGCGAGUCAUUCGCCGAGGGCCACGGCAUUACGGUCAUGACGUCGCCCGCAAAAGCUGUGCACUUUGCACAGCUACCGGCCUUUGCCGACCCAGAGACCGUCCGCGGCAUCAACCGCGACAUUGUGUACGAGAGCGAGCACGGCCACCGCAGCGACCAGCCGCCACUGAGCUACCGCGUGGAGGCAAUGCCGGGCAAGGGGUUCGGCGUGGUGGCGACCAAGUACCUGAGCCGGGGCGACCUGAUUAUGAGCACGACGGCGUCGGUGGUGAUUGACUAUGCCUUGUUUGAGUCGAUCCCUGACGAAGAUGUGGUGCGGAUGCAGACGGUGGCCGUGGACAGUCUGCCGCCGCGGCACCACGCGCGGUUCAUGAACCUGUCGACGCACGACGCGACCGAGGGCCACGAGCAGAUUGUGAACAAGAUCCUGGCCACAAACGCCUUUGACAUUGAGACGGACGACGACGAUGAGCGCGGCUACUUUGUCGUGUUCCCAGAGAUCUCCCGCCUGAACCACGACUGCCGGCCCAACGCCGACUACCACUUUGACCACGACACGCUGACCCAGCACAUCCACGCCGUGCGGCCCAUUGCUGCGGGUGAAGAGAUUACCGUGUCGUACAUGGACCUGAUCAAGCCGAGAAAGGCGCGCAUGGACAAGCUCAAGCACACGUGGGGCUUCGCGUGCGGCUGCUCGCUGUGCACCCAGAACCGGCCGAUGACCAGGGCCUCGGACGCCCGCAUCGCGCAGAUCCUCGACCUGCGCGACGAGUUCCGCGACUACACCGUCACGUCGCGCGCCACGCCGCAGAUGGCCGAGCUGUUUAUCAGUCUGUUUGAGCAGGAGCGCCUGGACGCGAUGCUCUACGAGGCGUACUCGUACGCAGCCGUGGAGUACAACGGCGACGGCGAGCCGUGGCUGGCGACCAAGUACGCGCGCCUGGCGAUCGAGGCCGGCCUGAUGAGCGUCGGAACGCACGAUGCGGACGUGGUCGAGAUGCGGCAGCUGGCGGCGGACCCGUGGAAGCACUGGAGCUGGAUGCUGCGCAAGAGCCGGCGGCUGCAAUGGGGCCAGCAGGAGAAGGAGGCCAGGGAGAAGGACAAGCCCAAGACGGAGUAG